Messenger RNA from Saprolegnia parasitica CBS 223.65, 744 nucleotides. RefSeq lists its product as hypothetical. The coding region runs from base 158 to 544 and encodes 128 amino acids. The transcript has a single exon. The record is from RefSeq and is a predicted model, not a curated record. NCBI's taxonomy places the organism in Eukaryota, Oomycota, Saprolegniomycetes, Saprolegniales, Saprolegniaceae.
CCCCCAUACAUGCGACAUGUUCACCAACAUGCCCGUCUGUACGAGCCAAUGACCAUCGACAAAGUCCGACAAGCUCGUCAAGCUCGUCAAGCGCGCCGUGGGUCGGGAACGGUGCCUGCACGGGGCUGGCAACGGGUUCCGGGCGCUCCGCGACUUGAUGACGCCGAGCGGCCACGAGUCCACGUGGAAAAAACUCGCAGCGCGCAUGCGGCUUGACAUCCGCCUCGUGAUGCGGAUGCUUCCAGUCAACUCGCGCCUGCACUACUACAUCGAGCACCAAGAGCCCGCCGCCAUUUUGUGCAUACAUGGCUGCGGCGCCGUGGAGACGGAGGUGCAUGCAUUCUUCGCGUGUCCGUACCUGGAAGUCGCACGACAAGGCUUGGCGCGGCCGUUUAGUGGCCUCGCGUCUCGAAUCUCGACCAGUUUCCCGUUCACGCACGGCGUGCAGCGCGACGCUGUACCCAUUGUGGGCCAUGGCGGCUCGGUCACCCUGAUCUGGAUGCCGCCAAGUGUGACAACGUGCUCCAAGACAUCAUCUUUCUGACGAGACAGGCCGCGAUCCGGGGCCGGCUCCGUUUACGUCGCCCGAGCAUCAGCUCGUCUCUUCUUCUCUCGUAGGUACCGCGUCCUCGCCGCCAAGAACCCACUCGGCCUUCAGCUCAAACCGACAUUUGCAUGAGACCUCAAGACCUCCUCAACACAUCCCUUAUUAAUCUUGUAUAGCCCCUGAAGACGUGUCGUGAG